This is a messenger RNA of Suillus plorans, 1377 nucleotides long. Its product is annotated as transcription initiation factor IIF, beta subunit-domain-containing protein. Gene Ontology annotation, biological process: transcription by RNA polymerase II; transcription initiation at RNA polymerase II promoter. Gene Ontology annotation, cellular component: transcription factor TFIIF complex. The record is from RefSeq and is a predicted model, not a curated record. The transcript is spliced from 5 exons. The coding region runs from base 1 to 1230 and encodes 409 amino acids. Lineage: Eukaryota; Fungi; Basidiomycota; Agaricomycetes; Boletales; Suillaceae.
AUGAUUUCGGAACAAAUACACCUGGUUCAGCACCACGUCGUCACAUCGCAAGGACAAAACAUCAGGUGUAAGGGUGUACAAAAACUUAGAUCGCCCAACUCUUCGAAGGUUCGUCUCGGACAACUUCACAUGGAUGAUCUGACUGUCGAAGAUGAGAAGAAGCCUUUCGAGGCCGAACACAACGAUGAAGAUGCUCAACCAGACCCUGAUGAGGAGCUAAUGUUGGACAAGGGAAACGGGAGAGUAUGGCUUGUCAAGAUACCUAAACAUCUCAUGGCCCGCUGGGCGGCCAUUGACGCAGAGGAUGUUCAUCUUGCCACAAUCCGGGUGUAUAAAAAUGCCGUCAGCCCAUCUGGUCGAUCCCCUCGCAUCUUCUUGUUCUUGCCGCCUGACCCGAAUGACACAACCCCACGGGAUCUAAGUCUGCCGGUCUUUUCUCCAGAUGCAGCCUUCAUACCUUCUGUUGAGGGGGGCAUGCAGGUAGACAGAUAUGAACUUGAAAUGGUCAACGAGGACGUUGAGAAUCAGCUGGUAGUCGCAGAACGUCCCAAAGACCCUGGACCUUCUGGACCAAACUCCGCCUCGUAUAACCCUCGAGCUAGAACAACCAUUCUAACGGGUCGCAUUAAACAUGAAUGUAAUUUGCGUCCUCUUUUCAACGAGUCAUACAGGCAACAAAUGCGCGAACGAACUCGAAAAUAUAAUACCCCACGAAGGCAGAUCCUUAUGAUAGAAGAUGCUGGUGUUAGCCGCGGAGGCAUUAACAGGUUGAGCAGUGGAGUCAACUCGGGAUCGUUUGCCAAUAUGAUUAAAUUUCGACCCAAACCUGCCAAGGGCACAUUUGAGCGUAUGGCGCGUAUGCCACGCAACCAGCUGCUGGAUCUUCUCUUCACACUCUUUCGCGAGCAACCCCGGUGGAGCAUCAAGCCAUUGCGCGAGCGCACCCAGCAACCCGAGGCAUAUCUCAAAGAGGUCCUUCUUUCUAUUGCUACCUUGAAUCGGAGUGGAGAAUACAAUGGAAUGUGGGAGCUGAACGAUGUGUUCGCCAAAGAUGGGGUAUUUCAUUUUAGUUAUGGUUAUUUUUCAGAACUGAAGUCUAGAGAACAGAUGAAAGCCGAAAACGUCCCUGGGCCAAGUUCUCUUCCAGAAGGAGUCUCCGGUGAUAUGGGGGCGGAUGAAUAUGACGAGGACGAAGACGACGACGACGACGACAUGGAGGAAGUUUCAUAGGUUUGCAUCACAGACAGGUCUCAUCGCUUCUUCCGUGUAUAUAUAGCUGCCUUCCAUAAACACGCGCAGUUAUUGAUCAGGUACCAAUUCACCCGUGUAAAAACAGCAGAACUUAAUACAUAAUGCAAGAUAGAAGGCAGAGUUUCU